Molecule: messenger RNA, 7502 nt
Organism: Scatophagus argus
Lineage: Eukaryota; Metazoa; Chordata; Actinopteri; Scatophagidae
Gene: gpr179
Product: G protein-coupled receptor 179
Exons: 11
Coding region: 524-5896 (1790 amino acids)
Biological process (GO): G protein-coupled receptor signaling pathway
Cellular component (GO): membrane
Molecular function (GO): G protein-coupled receptor activity
Source: RefSeq, a predicted model, not a curated record
CUCCUUCUUGUGCAGUCCGCGUCUGCUUUGCUCUGGUGCCUGGCGCUCCACGUUGCUGUAAACCCCGGGAAACGGAGACUGAGCCCAGGCAGGACGGCGGACUGCGGAGAUGCGGGGUUUGGCCCCCGCGUCCUCCGCCUCCCACCAGCAGCAGCAGCACCGACGACGACACGCAUGUAAAUGAUAUCUCCGUGCGAGUGCGUGUGCGAGCGCAGAGUGACGCGUGCGCGUGUGCGUGUGGCGCACAGAUGGAGCUGUGCGCUCCGAGUGUGACAGGGAGCGCCGCAGACCGAGUGGCCGCGCUCCUCCCGGACACCUGCUGCUGCGGCGGCGGCGGCGCCUCGCUGCUGUGAACGAUGAAGAAAGUCCGAACCUCCGCAAACAUGUGACAUUUUGUGUCUCCUCGAGGGAAUUACGUACAGAGGGGUCAAACGCCAACGAGAGACGGUGUUACAGGAGUGUGACCCCCCACUCACCCCGCCCCCCUUCCCCUCCUCUUCCUCUGCUUCAGAGUGAAUUCAGGAUGGGUCCUGUUUGGCUGCUUCUUCUGCUCCCAUCCCUCCUCAGAGCACAGGUGACUCCAGACUUCACCGCAGGAGCCACGGUGGAGGCAAACAACAGCACUGACUCUUCAACAAACAGCACGGGAGCCGCAGACGUCCCCACCACGUCCUCCAAUCCCCUCAGCCGUGCAGAGCCUUCUGGGCUUCCAGCGAUGCCCUCAGAAGCUCCCACAGAGGAGGAAGAUGACUGGUCACCAGCAGAAACCUUCAUGUACACUGGAGAACCCUCCACGCUGAAAGAGGCCCGCUGCUCACGGGCGUACAGCCCACCGGCGCAGACCGGAUCCCUGCCCAUCAGCUUCAGCGCCUCCCUCCGACCAGCUCUGGAUGCACUGGCCAACACGGCCAACUUCCUCAACAUGAUCUUCCAGGCCAGUGACCUGCGGGAGAGCACCGUUCAGGAGGAUAUGGAGUGGUACCACGCCCUGGUCCGCGCCCUCCUGGAGGCCGACAUGCUCAUCCAGCGGGCCCUGCUCACCUUCGACGCUGACCCAACUGCCCCAGCGCCACAGCUGGUGCUCAGCGCUUCCCGCAACCAGACAGCUAAGGUGCAGACCAUCAUCCUCCAGGACUUAUCCAAAGCCUGGGGGACCAUGCACCCGCCUGCCCCAGCCCCAGACGACAGCUGGUUCAGAAGCUUUAAGUUCCCAGAGUCCACCAAGCCAAUGGCAGCCCUGUCCAAGCGGGUGCUCCUCAACGACCUCAGCACCUUGGACACGCCCAAGUGGGGGCAGGGCGACAGCUACGUGACCAAUCGCAGCGGGGUGCGUUGGGCCAGCGCUCCCUUCCUCGACUGUAAGGACGGUCUCUUCGUGCCCGGCUGGAUGCUCAUCCUGUCUGCAUCCUUCUACGGCCUCAAGCCUGACCUGACGCCAGAGUUCAGAGGUGUGAUCCGUGUGGAUGUCAACAUUCAAGACAUCGACUUGGACCAGUGUGCAACAGGAGACAGCUGGUUUGCUGAUACUCACCAGUGCAACCGCACCACCAUGGAGUGUGUACCGAUUCCAGGCCGAGGUUUUCGACUGGGUCAGUACUGCUGCCGCUGCAAAGAAGGUUACUACAACCCUGAAAUCGCCCCUCAAGACCCAGUUGGUGCAGAUGGUGGCCCUGUGAACGGGAGUGACGGCGGUGGUACGUGUUACCCGAACAUGCCCACGUGUCUGCCGUGCUGGCCGGGCUGUACGAGUUGCCAGGACGGCACCCCCUGCUGGGUGCAGGAGGCCUGGCUUCUCAGGGCUGGCGUGCUGGCCGUCCAGGGUGUCUUCAUGCUCCUCAUCUUUGUCAGCAUGCUGGUGGCCUACAGACAUCGUCGAAACCGGAGGAUCCGGGCGUCAGGCCUCCUGCUGCUGGAGACGAUCUUGUUCGGCUCUCUGCUCCUCUACUUCCCGGUCUUCAUCAUGUACUUCAAGCCGAGUACUUUCAGGUGUAUUCUGCUCCGCUGGGUCCGAAUGCUCGGCUUCUCCAUCGUCUAUGGCACAGUCACACUGAAAAUGUACAGGGUGCUGAAGGUCUUCCUCUCACGCACGGCCCAAAGAGUGCCCUACAUGUCCAGCCUCCACCUGCUGAGGAUUCUGGGAGUGAUGCUGAUGACCGUCAGCUGGUUCCUGUGUGCGUGGACGGUGGGUGUCCUCCAGAACCGCGACAGGAACAUCCCGGUGUUCAUCACAACCACCACGUCAGAGGGCCAGGGGUUCAACCUGUGUUACCUGGACCGCUGGGACUACAUGAUGGCUGUGGCUGAGCUGCUCUUCCUGUGCUGGGGCAGCUCCCUGUGGACCGCCGUCAGGCCGGUCCCCUCGGCCUUCCACGAGCCUCGCUACAUGGGCAUCGCCAUCCACAACGAGCUGCUUCUCUCCACCAUGUUUCACCUGUUUCGGUUCACCUUUCCUUCUCUCCAUCCUGACUGGAUGUUGCUGCUCUCCUUCACACACACCCAUGUGACCAUUACUGUCACACUCGCCCUGCUAUUCAUUCCCAAGUUUCUCUACGUGUCCAAGCCUGGGAGAGAGGAGAUAGCAGCAGAGGUGUAUGAAGAUGAAGUGGACCUUCGGCGCUCCAGCUCGUACCUCAACAGCAGUUUUCACUCUGCUUGGAGUGAGCCCAGUGUGGACCCCGAAGACUUUCGGGAUGAACUGAAGAAGUUAUAUGCCCAAUUAGAAGUCCACAAGACCAAGAAGAUGACUGCAAACAACCCUCAUCUGUCAAAAAAGCGAAGCUCUCGAUGUGCACUGGGGAGAUCAAUUAUUAGACGCAUUGCUGAGAUCCCAGAAACCAUGAGCCGGCAGUGCAGCCGCGAGGACAAAGAUGGAUCAUUCCACAGUAGAGGUGUGAAUCAGUCUGAGUCUUUCAGGAGUGCCGCAGAUACAGUAUCAGUCAGUAUCAGUUACAAAAGUUCAAUGAAAACUCCAUCACCAUCGAUGCGCAAGUCCCACAGUGAUCAUCACUAUGUCAGGGAAAGAGACUCUUCUUUGCGUGGCUCCAUGUUAAAGGCCAACACUGAGAAGAGAUCUUCCCGACGUUCUGAGACCGAUUCCCUGGACAUUCCACCAGGGGUCUGUAAGUCAGCCAGUGCCCAAAAUCUGACAAUUGAUACCAAUCUCCUGCACCCUGAUCACACCAGGCUUCAUAAGUCCUGGAGUCUGACAUCAACUACCGGCCAUUCUAUGGAGAACAUGUCUAAGGUUAAUAGAGCCAGCACAGUGAUGACAAGGUCAAGGCAGAGCAUAUCCAUUAGUGACCAGACCAGGAGUGCUCUUCGCUCAGAGUCAUUUGACAAGGCUGAGGUCUGUCCAUGGGAGGUGGAACCAGAACAAUCAGGAGACAAGAGCCAGAAGCAUGUCACAUAUGCAAACUCUGGGGACAAUGAGGUAAAAAGGCCACUAUCUCCACAGGCGCUUAUCUGUCCCUGGGACCAUUUACCACCUGUACAAAAUAAUCCUCCAGAGGACAAAGGAAUACAAGGUGAAUCUGAGUCCCCCAAACCACAGGCCCCUGUGUCUGCAAGUGCACCAGGCUCCCCAAGACCAAAGGUCACAAAAGAUCAACGUGUCUUCUCCUUACGCACCACCAGCACUAAGUGGCUUUCUGUGAAAUCAAUUAUGGGAUCCAUGGAUGCAGGAAGCAAGUCCAGUAGGGAUGGAAGUUUGCAUAAAGAGGAUUCAAUUUCACAAAAAAGUCAGGAAAGUGCUUCGACUACACCAAGAUCAGGAACAUCUAGUAGACGUCCAAGCAUGGAAAAGAGGACACUGCAUAAAAGAAGUAUGACAGCAACAGACGGAAAACCAUGCCUUGUGAAGCAGAAUGCCAUUAGAUUGUCCUCAGGGGAUUCUUCAGACAGAAGUCCGAGAAGGCUUGUGAUAGUAAAAUCUGCUGUCUACCCUUGGGACAUGGAUGAUGUGCAAAAAGAUGGCACUUAUGAAAAUGUGUUUUUAUCAAGGCAGAAUAGCAAACGUAGUAGUAUAAGUUCUUGGGAAACUGCCAGCAGCUGCAGAACUCCUUCGACCCACAGAAGAGGCAGUAAUCGAAUAACACCAGUCCGUAAUGUUUCCCAUGCAGAUGUGUGUCCAUGGGAUGGAGCAGGUACUUUCCAGGAAGGAGAGGGACCAAAGAAACAGCAGAGCAUUAAAGCAGAUGUCUGUCCUUGGGAGUCACAGGUAUCUGAAAUAUCUAAUGUAUGCCCAUGGGAAGAUCACAGUAAUGUGAGAAGACAAGGAAGUGCCCAUGGAAAUGUGUGUCCUUGGGAAUCUCAGGAUAUUCCCGUUAUUUAUCAUGCUAACAUGUCCAGAGAUUCAAUGACACAACAGUCUUUAAAACGAGCAACAGACAUUUGUCCCUGGGAGACUGCAGAAACUCCCCAACCUUCAAUAAGGCAAGAUAAUGAAUAUGCAAAUGUUUGUCCUUGGGAUGUUCAGGGUAAAGCAGAAGUUGUGUAUGAAAACCUGAAUCCUUUGGAGACCAAGGGAACACUAACGGUGCCAGUUCGACAAGAAGUUAUAAAACCUGCCAUCUACCCUGGUGCAUCAAAAGAAAGUUUAAGUAAUGAGCAACAAUACUGUGCAAAAUCACCUGCCCUGCCUCUGGGCAGACAAGUGACCAAGACAACAGAAAACUGUCCAUGGGAUUUCCCUGAUCCCCCUAAAAUCAUGGAGAACAUUUGCCCAUGGGAAGAGGGGAACACAGAGCCAGUAAAUACAGACUCAAAGUCGCAAACGACCAUUAAAGUAGAUAUUUGUCCUUGGGAGACUGGAAAUCAAGACAGACCAGAAGACUCACAAAAAGGUUCCACACAGACUGAAGGAAGAGACGGAACAAGGGUAAACAUAUGCCCAUGGGAAACUGAGCCCCCUGAAAAACCUGCAGCUACCAUAGUGGUGUCACAAGGACUGGAAAGACAGGUGGAUGUUUGUCCAUGGGAUAGUAAUGAACCAGAGUCCAGAAAAACAGAGAUCCCCAGAACAUCAGAAAGUCACGUAAGGCAAUACACAGCUCAUGCAAACGUUUGCCCAUGGGAAACGGAAUCCCCAGGUGUUCUGGAAAAGAAAGACAGCACUCGAGCAGAUGUUUGUCCAUGGGACACAGAGGAACCAAAAGUUCUCAAAAAACAAGACAGUGCUCAGACAGACGUCUGUCCAUGGGAGACAGAGGAGCCAAAAGUUCUCAAAAAACAAGAUAGCGCUCGAGCAGAUGUUUGUCCAUGGGAGUCCGAAGAGCCAAAAGUUCUCAAGAAGCAAGACAGCGCUCGAGCAGAUGUUUGUCCAUGGGAGUCCGAAGAACCAAAAGUUCUCAAGAAGCAAGACAGCGCUCGAGCAGAUGUUUGUCCAUGGGAGUCCGAAGAGCCAAAAGUUCUCAAGAAGCAAGACAGCGCUCGAGCAGAUGUUUGUCCAUGGGAGUCCGAAGAGCCAAAAGUUCUCAAGAAGCAAGACAGCGCUCGGGCAGAUGUCUGUCCAUGGGAGACUGAAGAACCAGGAGUCAUCAAAAAGCAAGACAGCGCUGGAGCAGAUGUUUGUCCCUGGGAAUCCAAGGAUCCACAAACAAGUAAAGCUGAUAUUCCUAACAGUGACAAAGAUGAAAUCACAGAGAACCUGGGACCGCUCAAUGUAGAGGAGAAUCCAGCAUAUAUCGACACAGAGCAAAUAAGCGAGUCUAAAGAAAACUUAGCUCUUGGCCGACGUGAUGCUCUGUGUCCCUGGGAGAUGGUAAGGAGCAGAUCUGGUUCAUUCACAGAUAAUUCCUCUGACGUUUUUACAUGGGAGCCUGAAAAUAUUCCUGAGGAAGAUGAGGAGGAUGAUGCAGAAUGUGCAGCUGAGGCUCUGGUAUUCCCACCUGACUUGUGAUCUAAAUCUGGCCCGCAUUUGCUUUCACUUUUGACCCCACCCACUAAAUCAAGGGGAAUGAGCUACCAUUUUCAUGGUACUCCACUGAAGGCUAAGGAGAAAGUUUUUAGCUUGCCAAGCUCCACAAGGAGGUCAGAGUGCAUGGUCUGCUCACAAACCAAGGCCCUCUAUUGGACAAUUACUUGGACUAAUAAAAGACAGAUCUUAAGGCUGUUAUUUCAUGUUGGACUAUCCCAGAAAGAGGUCUGUAGUCGAAACUCGAUGAGCUGGACACAAUCAAGUCGUGCAAAUAUGACUGAAAAUACAUUUUAACUGGAGCACGUAUUGCACACUCAUUAUGUUCCUAAUUAAUCCAGCGAUGAACUACAAACAGACAUUUCUUGGCUGUUGGAAGGGCAUCUAAGGCAUUUAGAUGAAGUCGCUUUUCUUCCUGUUCCCCUCCCCCCAUUUUAUUUAAAAUCUUUUUUGUGUCUUUGUAUGUUAUUAGGUGACAAUUCACACAUUUGCCAUGUACGUAGAGUAUACUGGACACAUGGCUGGGGUGAAUAUGUUACAGAACCACGACUAGUCCACAGUACUCAAAAUCACAAAUAUAGUACAGGAUGGAGGUAGAAGGAACUUAGUGGAAGAUGGAAGCUUAACCAGCACACAUAUAAAUGCUGGUCUAAUUUUGCUGUUUUGUGGAAAUUAUAUUUUGAAAGUAGAAGAAAGAGUUAAGUUAAAAGCUGUGCUGCCAGAACUACAAUGGAUGUCAAAUUACGUUUCUAUCAGUUGAUAAAACUAUGCAUACCUGUUUGCUUAUGGACUGAUUUCAUGACUAAAAGCCAAUGAUUAAUAUUAUUCUUACUUUUGAUUCAGUCAUAACAGACUUAGGUUUAGAUUGCAGUUAACCUGAAAUGAUUCUAAAUUUAACUAAAAGCUACAAAGAAUCUAAGUUAUGGUCAAAUGCAAAAACUUUUUCAGGGUUCUUUAUGCAGAUCAUAUUAUUGGUUAUAGUCACUGCUGGUAAGUCACAUCUUUGGCAACACCUGAGAAUUCAUAAAUACUUUCUGAAGGUACUACACUCACAUAUUCAUAUGCUGAUGAUCAGUAAUACUACAGAAUUAAUGAGACUGAUUUUUUUUUUAAUUAAAUCUAAGAAUGGGUUGUUGUAUGGCUAGGAGAUGUCUUUAAGUAAUAAUUUCUUUCCAUCAAAAGCAGAGUGGUAUUUUAAAAACUUAAGAAUCAUCACAUUUCAGAUGCAGACUACUGCAACUUAAUUAAUUAAUGAUUUACAGUAAAUUAAACUUACAUCAACGGUUCUCUGUAUUGAUGUAGUUAAGUCACAUGCCUAUGCCACAUGUCUUUUUUCAGCACUUCUGCUACAGUGACUCUGGAUUUCAUUCGGUUAUAUCACUGUGAAAACGCUGCAAAGUUUUUUGUCAAUGGAGUGACCUAGUUUUGUGUGCAUUGUUGCAUGUUGGUGUUCUUGAAUGGGAGUGUUGUAAUUUGUCACAUAAAAAAAAGUAUUGUUGUAACACAUCCCUUUGCGUGGAGAAACAGACAGUGUUUUCAAUUUUGUAUGAAGUAUCUUCUAUGAAAAAUCCUCUUGACAUCUACUGGUGUG